Molecule: messenger RNA, 1149 nt
Organism: Colletotrichum karsti
Lineage: Eukaryota; Fungi; Ascomycota; Sordariomycetes; Glomerellales; Glomerellaceae
Exons: 1
Coding region: 1-1149 (382 amino acids)
Source: RefSeq, a predicted model, not a curated record
AUGGAGCUGGAAGGUAAAUCUGGCCAUAUCUGGUUGGAAUGGUACUUUGUGCUCAUGCACAGCAUGAAGAUGGAGGCUACAGACCCAAAGGAUCUCGUAUAUGGUCUUCUUGGAGUAUCCCAGCUGGACAUCAAGCCCAACUACAGAAGAGACGUUUCCGUCGGUGACGUCUACACCGAAUACGUAUCCCGCUGGCUUGCCGACCCUCGAAGCAGGAGCAGCGAGGUUUCAGAGCCUCUGGAAUUUCUCAAUGACUCCGGCUCCGCCGUCGCCGCCCCUGGCUUUCCCAGCUGGGUUCCGAACUUCGAGGCCUUCAGCCAGAGCAGGCACCGAAGGCGACUGAGUCCGUUGGCCGGCACAGUGAAGAAGGGUCUUGUUACUCUCGGAAGUUUCAAAACUGAGCGCUUUCCUACAGCUGCCGGAGCCAAACUUUUUGGUGUCGGCUAUGAGCUGGAAAACGUGGCGUCCGUGUCGGGAUGGUCCAUCGGGCAGGGCAGAACGAAUGGAGAGCUUCUCAACUUUCUGGCCUCUAAUCAUGCCACGUCCCGCUGCGGAAUUCCCUUUCUGGGCGUCUGGAUGCGGCUCAUGAUUCUUGAAACGGAUCUCGAGGUGUCUCACAAUACGGCUCGUCUUGCCUUUUAUCUUCUACACGACCUUGUUUCUCAGAAUGAGUCACCGGAACUUUCGGCCGACCAAAUCACGGUUCAACUCGGACGGACAUAUCACUCGCCCGAUGAAAUUGAGCCUUGGGAGGCUUGGAUACUACGAAGCUUUCUCUAUCGCGUCGACACCGAUGCCACGACGCCGGACUCUGGCACAAUUAACCUUCCCCACAAAGACGAAGACAUGGAGGCCGCAGCUCAGAUGAGAUUGGAAGAGACGUAUGGAAGUCUUCAAGAUUAUCACAUCUUCGAAACGGAAGGCGGUCGUGUCGGUGUCGCUCCUGAUGGAGUUGAGGUGGGUGACCCGGUCUGCAUAUUACAAGGCUGCGGUCUCCCACUCAUCUUGAAGAGAAAGAAUGGCGGAAAUUGUGAGGAAUCGGAGUAUAUCCAUUUUAGUACUUCGUUAAUUGUGGGCUUGAUGGACGGUGAGGCCGCUGGAAUUAUCGAAGAGAAGAAGUUGGAGCCGAAAACGAUAAUCAUCGUUUGA